Aegilops tauschii subsp. strangulata is the source of this 1241-nucleotide messenger RNA. Its product is annotated as F-actin-capping protein subunit alpha. Gene Ontology annotation, molecular function: actin filament binding. Gene Ontology annotation, cellular component: F-actin capping protein complex; cortical cytoskeleton. The record is from RefSeq and is a predicted model, not a curated record. Lineage: Eukaryota; Viridiplantae; Streptophyta; Magnoliopsida; Poales; Poaceae. Gene Ontology annotation, biological process: actin cytoskeleton organization; barbed-end actin filament capping.
UGCCGCCCGUGCGGCCACCCAUCAAUCCCAUUCCCCCUCCCCCCACGCCUCCCGCUCCGCCCACUCCACAUCGCCUCCCGUCCCCCACCCACCGCCGCCCCCCGCGCCCGCGCCCGCCAAAUGUCGGAAGACGGCGGCGCUGGCGAGCCGCUCAGCGGCGACCAGAAGCGGGAGAUCGCCGUCUGGUUCCUCGCCAACGCCCCCACCGGCGAGAUCCACUACGUCGCCAAAGAUGUGCGGGCGCUGCUCGGGGACGACGCCGCGUACGAGGCCGCGGCCGCGGAGGCCUACCCGGAGUACAACAAGACGCACCUCCUCUCCCUCCAGCUCCCCGACCGCAGCGGCGAUAUAAUCAUCACAACUUAUGGGGAGAUUGACAGGAACAACUAUCUGGACCCUAGGACCGCACAAAUUGCUACCGUGGACCAUGUUAAGCAGACUUGUACAAAAUUGAGGCCUGCUGCAGAUGAGGAGCUUCCUUCAGCAUAUAUUGAAGAGUUUAGGAGUGCUAUAGAUUAUGAAGUGUCCAAAUAUGUUGGUGAAGCUUAUCCAAAAGGUGUUUCUGCCGUUUAUUGUACCAAUGGAAAGGAUCUAGAGGAACCAGGAGCUGAUUUUGGUUUGGCAGUAGUUAUCUCCGCUGCUAGGCGAAGCCCACGAAACUUUUGCAAUGGCAGCUGGCGUUCCAUUUGGACUUUGGAAUUCAGUUAUGCGUUUCAACUUGUAGAAAUUAAAGGAAAGAUACAGGUAGAUGCUCAUUAUUUUGAAGAGGGAAAUGUGCAGCUGGAUACUGACGUUGAUUGCAAGGACUCCACAAUAAUGCAGUCGCCCGAAGACACUGGACACACAGUCGCUAACAUCAUUCGGCAUCACGAGUCCGAGUAUUUUUCAUCUCUCGAGGAAUCAUACUUGAAUCUCUCCGACGCAACGUUUAAGGAUCUUCGGAGGAAACUUCCGGUUACCCGCACCCUUUUCCCAUGGCAUAACACGCAUGCCAUCACCCUCACGCGGGACCUUGCCAAAGAGCUAGGGAUAGGGAAAGGAAGCCAUGUCACUAGGUAGCUUCGUGUGGAAUUUUUAUCUCCAUGCAAUUUGCUGUUCUGUAGGCUGUACAAUUCUUAUCCUGUAUAAUCAGCAGUUUUCUUCUUUCGGUUACUGUGGUUUCACAUAGCGGUGUAAAUCAAGAGCUUGACCUUUCUUUUGUGGAGAAAUCGCAUCGCCAGAAUAUAUGUUCAUUCAGAUUC